CCCCUCCCUCUUUGUGUCUUCUAUGCAUUUUCUGACUUAUCCCUCUCUCUCUCUCUCUCUUCUCUCUCUCUCUCCUCUCUCUCUCUCUCUCCCCCCCCCCCCCCCUCUCCUCUCCCCCUCUCUUUCUUGUGUUUAUUUUUUCAAGGUGUUUUUCGAUUUUAUGAACUAGGGUGGGUGUCGAAGGAAGAGUCUGUGAGCCAUGGUUCUUUUUCCUGGCUCAGUCAGUCGUGUUUACCAGAACCUGCUGAAAUACCGCCCAACAGUUUUGUCUCCUGCAACAAAAUUCUCUCUCUCUCUCUCUCCCUCUCUCCCUCUCCCUUCUCUUGUUUUAAAUGUUGUCAUUGUUGUGUGUCUGUUAUCAGGGUGUUUGUGUUCUCUGGGUACUGCAACUCUUGGGGGUUUUCAGGUUUGCUUGACUAUGGUGAUCCGCCUUACACCCAUUCAGAUUGUGAAAUUGCAACAAAAAAAAAAACAUGUACAAUUGUGUCUGGAACGUUUGUGCAAUCUGUACACUCUUUUCAACUACACAAAGCUUAGUUAGGUGACGCAGCGACAGGUAAGGGGACUACAAGUCCUAGUAGACAGCAGACGCAUCACCCAAAACACUCUUUCCUUUAGUGUUAACUGCUGUGUCUUUUGAUAUCGAAGUUUUGGGUGAGUAUGAACAGCCUCAAAGUCAAAGUGUUGUUGCCAAAUCCCCUGAAACUCUCUUUUUUUUUUGUGUAUCUCGAUUUUUUUUUUGUCUCUGUGUGCUUUUAGUAGCGAUGCCGCCCCCGUGAGUCGCUUGUUUCAGUAGACAUCAGUAUGAAAAGCUCUAUCCCGGACGAGGCUAAAGCUUUGUCGCUGUUGGCGCCGGCAAACGCAGUAGCUGGAAUCCUACCUGGAGGGGGUCUUCUUCCAACACCCAACCCGAUGCCCAACCAGCAUAUGGGAGGGAAUCCUUUCGGCGGUCCGAACAUGGAUGCAAUGGCUGCUUUUGGAUUUCCUGGUCCCAACAUGAAUCCCCAGGCUGCCGACCAGCUUCUAAAGUUCAUGACUGAUCCUAAACUCAAUCCCAUGGCAGUCAACAUGAAUAUGAAUGCCACCAUGAAAGCCGACGCAGCCGACAAAGAGAUCGAGGAUGCUAUGAAGCGAGUGAGGGAAGCCCAGUCCCUCAUCUCCGCAGCCAUCGAGCCGGGAAAUAAGGAGAGCAAGAAGAAGCACUCGCGAUCCCGCUCCAAGUCGAGGAGGAGGAGAUCCAGAUCGCGUUCACGGCACAGGCGUUCCCGGAGCCGAUCGAGGCGACGCUCCAACUCCAGGAACAGGCGGCGCUCCAAGAGCCCCCGGCGUUCCCGGAGGUCCCGCUCCCGAGAGCGAGGUCGAAGGUCACGCAGUAGAUCCAGAGACCGAAAGAAGGAGGAGUCAGCACGGAGGAGAUCGAAAACGCCGCCAAAGAGCUACAGCAUGAGCAGGAGAUCCCGCAGCGCGAGCACGCGGAGACGCAGGAAAAGCCGCAGCACCAGCCGGUCGCCAAAGAGGUCCCCUAAGAGAAGGGUCUCCCGGUCCCCGUCUCUGAGAAGACACAAGAAGGAGAAGAAGAAGGACAAGGAGCGAGACAGAGAGCGCCGGAGCGACAAAGACCGCCUCCGCGAGGAGCGCGAGCGAUCAGCCAGUAAGAAGAAGAAGAUGAAGGACAAGGACCGAGAGCGCGAACAGCGAGAGAGGAAGUCCGACGGAGAGAAAGGCGAUGUAAAGUUGCAGAUCACAAGGAACUACGACGAGGAGGAGCAAGGCUACGACAGCGACAAGGAGAGGAAGGAAUCGGAUGACUCCGGCAUGUCGCCUCACUCGGUGGACGGCCGCAGCAACGGGCGCAAGCAUGCCAAGGUCAACGGCGGCCUCCAUGCCGACGAGAUGGACGUCAGCGACUGAGUGGGAGCUAAGUUGGAAGUGCCUUAAGGCCGAGUUAUAGUUCCACGUCGACGCAACGCAAGGGAGUUUACGGAUUCAUCACGUCCUUGCGGACCCUCCUUGCGUCCAGGGCCUGACGUGCGCCUCCCAAAAAUUGUAACCUUGCGUCGUGGCGACGCGGCAGCAAGGGCUGUGAUUGGUCCGCUCACUAAAACCCGACACAGAACCAAAACAGGUUCACGUCAGCGUGGACCUUCCGUUGCGUCGACGUGGAACCAUAACUGAGCCUUUAGGGACUCGACACUGUGUUUUAACCCCCCUCCCCCCCAUUUACGUUUGUUGUUGACACAGGUUAUGUCAGUGUUUUUGUUCCCUCCCACUCGUGAAUUGAAGUCAAAACCUGAAUUCUGCUUCGAGAUGUGAUCGGUGUCCCUCACGCGACAGACCACUCUUCCGCCACUGGAUAGAAACGAGAUUGUCAUUUCUAUAUACGGUUCAAACUGAUGACGUUUUCAGAAGUAGCCCCCUUAUUCUUUUUUUCCUCCUCUUCGGAUAUUAUCUAUAACUGCAGUCGCUAUUUACGUUAUUUUUUCUUGAGCUUGUGAUUACGAGUUUUCAGUUGCUGUGACAUCCAUGUGAAGUUGUGCAGAGCCUUUGUUUAGUGCUACUCCUUCUCCAGCAUCUAAUCACCAUGUUGCUGCUUUGCUUGUUGAAGUUUGAACAUGUUUUAUCAUUGGUUUUAUAUAAAAAGACUUCCAAGGGAA
This is a messenger RNA of Gadus macrocephalus (Pacific cod), 2654 nucleotides long. RefSeq names its product serine/arginine-rich splicing factor 11-like. NCBI's taxonomy places the organism in Eukaryota, Metazoa, Chordata, Actinopteri, Gadiformes, Gadidae. The transcript has 12 exons. Gene Ontology annotation, cellular component: nucleoplasm. The record is from RefSeq and is a predicted model, not a curated record. Gene Ontology annotation, molecular function: RNA binding. Bases 805 to 1911 code for a protein of 368 amino acids.